Molecule: messenger RNA, 1636 nt
Organism: Hypanus sabinus (Atlantic stingray)
Lineage: Eukaryota; Metazoa; Chordata; Chondrichthyes; Myliobatiformes; Dasyatidae
Product: probable G-protein coupled receptor 139
Exons: 4
Coding region: 565-1620 (351 amino acids)
Biological process (GO): G protein-coupled receptor signaling pathway
Cellular component (GO): membrane
Molecular function (GO): G protein-coupled receptor activity
Source: RefSeq, a predicted model, not a curated record
CUUCCACACGCCUCCUUCUCCCAUUUCCCUCACCCCUUCUCAAAAUCCCUCCCUCUCAUAUCCCCAUCCCACUCCCUCCUGCCCCCUCUUCCUUCACCCCGCUGCCGCCGACCAUCCGCUCUUGGCCGCCCGGACAGCUGGCUGAGGUGACGAGCGGGGAUCCGUUCAGGAAGAGGGGACGUCGAGAAGUGGCGCUAAUAGAUUUGUCGACACCUUGCCGGGAAAUGGCGAGGAGACCGCCGAGCCCGCCCCCGCCCCCGCCCCGUCCGAGUGAGGGAAGGUCGCGGAUCCACACGGGGGCUGUGAUAACCCACCGUCCGAGCUCCGCGCAACAGGUAUAUGAACAAAACCAAUUAAGGGCACUACCGGAGUUACCAACCGUUGUUCUCAAGGCAGUCUCAGAUAAUGCUGUGUCAAUUGUGUCAAAAACAGCACUUGGAUCUAGAAGAAUGAGAACUGAGACUCUAUUGACGUUCGUGCUGAGCCUAAGGACGCAGUCCAUUUUGUGAAUCAAGUGCCUUGAGUAAUUCCUGAAGAGGGAAGCUGCCUGCCUGCCUGCCAGAUAUGGCUUCCAGCCUGUCUGAUCCCUUUGUCACUGUACAGAAAAUCUAUUACCCUUCAUUGUGCGCCAUUGGAAUCCCAGCGAACUUCCUCACCAUCUACACCCUCUACAGUAGAAGAUGUGGGAUGUCCACGGUGGCCAGGCUCUACCUGAUCUCGCUGGCCAUUGCAGACACACUGUGCUUGUUCUGGGGUGCACUGAUUGACCUGAGCCUGGUGUGGCUGGACCCCAGUCCCUUCUGGGUGAUCUCCCCGUGGUGUGAGCUGCUGACGGUGCUGGAGUAUGGCUCUAUCUUCACCUCCACCUGGAUUGUGAUCACCUUCACCAUUGAGCGUUACCUGGUGCUGAGGAGCACUCGGGUCAGACAGCCCUACUCCCAGACUAAAGUGACCAUCAGAGUCAUAAUAAGCGUCGCUGUGGCCUCUCAUCUGAUCGCUGCUCCAGCCUACUGGAUCUACAACUCAGAGUUACUGAACUCCACCAUGCCCAACCAGACUGAGAAGGCGCACAAAUGUACUUACAGUGAUAGUUUCUUUUCCACUGCCGUGGUGUGGUUUUACACACUGGUCUCAGGGGGUAUCCCCUACAUCCUCCUCAUCCUCUUCAAUAUCCUCAUCGGGCAUCAGCUCUACACAGCCUCCAGGAUGUUCACUCAGGAGCAGCUGAGGUCGAUAAAUGGCAUUACCGUGCGGGGCCUGGUGAAAAAAUCUAUUCUAAUCCUCUUUACUAUUUCCUUCACCUUCGUCCUCCUGACACUCCCUCGCUUUGUCACCUACUGCAUCCUGAGGACAGCCUACAACCGGCCGGACCACAACCGCGACGACUACAGCCAGAUGAUCAACUUCUUUGCAGACAUCGGCAACAUGAUGCAGUGGCUGAACUUUGCCAUCAACUUCCUCCUCUACUGCGUCAUCAGCAAGUCAUUCCGCCAGGAAUUCUUUCAGGUCCUGACCUGCAGAACUCAAGCGCCCAGUGCCCCCAAUUCUAACACCCAACUGAAGGUCUACAGCAUACAUUGUGCCUCCAUUCAACAGCCUGUGAUCACUGCUGGAACCUAGAGCUCACCAGUAGCCA